AUGGGUAAAUCUCGUGGUUACAGAUCAGGUACUCGUUACGCUUUCCAACGUGACUUCAAAAAACAUGGUACUAUUCCAUUGUCUACUUACUUGAAGGUUUACAAAGUUGGUGACAUUGUUGAUAUCAAAGCCAAUGGUUCUAUCCAAAAAGGUAUGCCACACAAAUACUACCACGGUAAGACUGGUAUUGUUUACAACGUUACCAAAUCCUCCGUUGGUGUUAUCAUUAACAAAGUUGUUGGAAACAGAUACAUUGAAAAGAGAGUUAACUUGAGAGUUGAACACGUUAAACACUCUGCUUGUCGUCAAGAAUUCUUGAACAGAGUUAAAUCUAACGCUGCUAAAAAGAGAGAAGCUAAAGCUAACGGUGAAACCGUUUACUUGAAGAGACAAGCUGCCAAGCCAAGAGGUUCAAGAAUCAUCUCUACCGAAGGUAACGUUCCUCAAACUUUGGCUCCAGUCGCUUACGAAACUUUCAUUUAA
This is a messenger RNA of Candida dubliniensis CD36, 483 nucleotides long. RefSeq names its product 60S ribosomal protein eL21 (gene RPL21A). Lineage: Eukaryota; Fungi; Ascomycota; Pichiomycetes; Serinales; Debaryomycetaceae. Gene Ontology annotation, cellular component: ribosome; cytosolic large ribosomal subunit. The transcript has 2 exons. Gene Ontology annotation, molecular function: structural constituent of ribosome. The record is from RefSeq and is a predicted model, not a curated record. Gene Ontology annotation, biological process: translation. The coding region runs from base 1 to 483 and encodes 160 amino acids.